Sus scrofa (pig) is the source of this 4735-nucleotide messenger RNA. The record is from RefSeq and is a predicted model, not a curated record. NCBI's taxonomy places the organism in Eukaryota, Metazoa, Chordata, Mammalia, Artiodactyla, Suidae.
AGGGAGUGACGGGAUCCGGGCGAGACGGGGUUCUGAUCUCCCAGGGCAGAGCCCGCCUCGGCCUCCGCAGCCAGAUCUAGACUUCGGGGGCUACCGAGCUCUCCAGAGGGGCUUUGGGGACAGGCGGUGGCUGGGUCGGAGUUGGAAAGGCGAGAUCUUCUGGCUGCAGACACGGAAUCCGUGGUCGAGAGAAAGAGGGAAAUAACUGGGAACCGCGGGGACGACGUCGGGGGCCGGGCUGGGAGAUCUAGGCGGCGGCGGGGGCGGGGGGAACGACGGAGGGGGCAGGGGGCAAAGGUGAACGCUGCGCUGGGCGGGGGCAGGGAGGCCACGCGGAGCAGGGAGGAUUGCAGCGGAGGGGGCUGUUCUGGGAAGAGUUCACGCAGCAGGGUUUGCGGUUCCCCCUUCCUCGAACCCACCUGCAUUUGUGUGAACCUGAGCGCUCGCCACCCUCUGCCUUCGCCACCUCUGCCCUUUCAUCCCUUCGCACCUUGCUCUUGACGCACCCAGACUGGUCACCCGAGCCCGAGCCCGGGUGUGGGGCACAGCAGCUUCCGAUCCGGAGAAGUCGAGCUAGAUGAGGGGCCUUUUGUUUUUGUUUUUCUAUUAAUGAAGCAGAAAGUCCCUUUCAAACCAUUCCAGGCCUCCUGGUAAAACUGAAAACUCUACUCUUCCCCUUCCCUUCAACCCCUUCUCUCUAAAAAGAAUAAAUAACCCCAAAUACUCAGUUGUUUGGGAGCCAGAGCAGCAGCGAAGUGGGCCUGUGGGCAAGUUCAUGGCAAAACUAGAGCCCAACCGGGAAAUUACUUUAGGAGAAAGGGCAUUGCUCAUUCAUUUAUUCUUUGGGCAAACAUUUUUAUUUUUAUUUUUUUGGACUGUCUACAUGUCCUGCACUGGGAAUAGAAGUAAGUAAAGCUCUGGUGGUUCUGCAUUCUAGUGGGGGAGGUGACAAAGCAACAUAUUCCAGGUGGUAGUCAGUGCCUUUGAGGAAAAGUCUGACUUGGUGAGAAGGAUGGUGAUUGGGAAGAAAUUAGUUUUCAGAGACUCCUCAGGAAGGGUCUCUCAUAAGUGGCUUGGAGCACAGACCUGAAUGGAGGGCGCGAGGGAAUGAACAGUAUCAGUGGGAAGGAAUGUUCCAGGCAGUGGGAACAGUACCUGCAAAAGCCCUGAGGUGGGAGGGAGCAUGAUUGUAUGGCCAACAGCCAGGAGGCUGGUGUGGCUGGAGUGGAGGGAGGGGGAGCAGGGACCAGGGCCCACAGGGGCAGCUCUAGGGUUGUCUUCGUAGGACUUCACUCAUUUACAACUUGGACCUGAGCCCAGAGUGGGAUUAAGGGGCAGGCCAGCUGGGCAAGCAGCCUGGUCUAAAAGGGCACUAAAUUAUCCUUGGAGUAAUUCAGACGUUUGGAGCCAAUGAACUCUGAUUUCUGUCUGUGUCUCUUGGUGAAUUGUAAGUUGGCUCCCCUCCACUGACAGAAUCCUUGACCACUGCUGACCUAGGCUACCUGUCUCUGGAAUAAUUCUGCAACACGCAGGUACAGACAAACUGCAGGAUUAGCCCCUAGACCAGCCAGCUGAUAUUGCCUAAAGGCAGUGAUCACAGCUGGAAUUCUGAAAAUGCACCACACUGUAAAGUGCCACUCCCUGAGAUUUAUGCUAUUGUCUACAUUUAAAAUGACUUGAUAUGCCUCCCAAGAACCGGUCUGCUUCAGUAAAUUUCACUUGUAAUGAAGUCUUGAGAUAAGCUCUUUGAGUUGAGUAAAAAGAAUGAGGCUUAUGGAUUUUAGUCUUUAUUCUGAGAAAAUGGGUAUUCAAUCAAUAGAUAUUUAAAUAAUCCUGACUUGAGGGGGGUACCCACUCAUAAUCUUGCAGGGUGCCAGGGCUUGCUCUGGUCCACUUGCCCACCUCUUACCUGGCAACAUACAUAUCACCUGAAGCAGUCGGGGACCUGAGAUGUGAACCGGCUCGCCUAGCGUUCCCGCGUGUGCAUGGCUCUGCCUACCCCCACCCCUACGGGCCUUCUUUGGCACCAAUUGCCUUACAGGGAGACUGAAAUGGCACUGAGGCUCUUGAGAUAGGACCAUAGAGUGUCAGCGCCCUCCCCAUGGAUCCUAUGCCCUCCCCAGGGCCGCGGAUAGUAUGUAAGUAGGAGAUGAACAGGGCAUGGAAUGAGGGGGGAGGAGCGUGGUAAAGCUCAGCCAGAGAGCACCGCAGAGCCUAGAUCGCUGGGAGAACUUGAGAGCUCAGUGAAUGUAAGACAACCAGGAAGUUCAGGGGCUGAAGUAGCGGAGAGGAGGGGCUGAAGCUCUGAGUGGAGAAGGUGCCUGGAGGCGGCUGGCGUCGAGGUCCUCUGGGUCUGAACCGGCAAUCCCAGCUCCAAGCCGUCCCCUCGCCCCUCCCCGCUGCCGGCCAGAGUCACACAUGUGUUUUCCUGUUUUCCAUUUCGGUCCCCGUCGUCACCCUCUGCCUUUUCUGCUCCUCAGAGUCAACGUCUAGCUGCUGGAGCUCAAGACUCACCCCGGGGUUCCCCUUCCCGCACCUGCCCCUCCUCCUGAGCGCUGGUAGCUCCUCCUCCUCGCACCUGCCCUAAGGUCCCAGGACAGCAGGAGAUCUCCGAAGCCUUGAGGUUUGCCACAGCUUGGGUCCCUGGGGGAAAAGAGUGGUGUUGUGAGGAGAACCCACAGAUUAGCUGCUUACAAGUUUGGUUCCCAAGGUUGCAGCUCAUCACUGGUGACAGAGGGCAAUGCCAGGAAGCUGCUGAAGGCUUUCUUCUCCUCCUCCGCCAUGGUUGACGGCAUGAAGUAUGAGGUGGCCUCCCAGCACGAGAGGGACGCCUCCCCUUUGGCCGAGGAGGCCGGCCCCCGGUCGGAGCAGGUAAAGCUGAAGAAGGAGAUCUCACUGCUGAACGGCGUGUGCCUGAUUGUGGGGAACAUGAUUGGCUCGGGCAUCUUCGUCUCCCCCAAAGGCGUGCUCAUAUACAGCGCCUCCUUCGGCCUCUCCCUGGUCAUCUGGGCCGUCGGGGGCCUCUUCUCUGUCUUCGGGGCCCUUUGUUAUGCGGAACUGGGCACCACCAUUAAGAAGUCUGGGGCCAGCUAUGCCUACAUCCUCGAGGCCUUCGGGGGACUCCUUGCCUUCAUCCGACUCUGGACCUCCCUCCUCAUCAUCGAGCCCACCAGUCAGGCGGUCAUUGCCAUCACCUUUGCCAACUACGUGGUGCAGCCCUUCUUUCCCAGCUGCUUCGCCCCCUACGCUGCCGACCGCCUGCUGGCUGCUGCCUGCAUCUGUCUCCUAACCUUCAUUAACUGUGCCUAUGUCAAGUGGGGAACCCUGGUACAAGAUAUUUUCACCUAUGCUAAAGUAUUGGCACUGAUCAUCAUCAUCAUCGCAGGCAUUGUUAGACUUGGUCAGGGAGCCUCGACUCACUUUGAGAAUGCCUUUGAGGGUUCAUCAUUUUCAACAGGUGACAUCGCUCUGGCACUCUACUCAGCUCUCUUCUCUUACUCGGGCUGGGACACCCUCAACUAUGUCACUGAAGAGAUCAAGAAUCCUGAGAGGAAUCUGCCCCUCUCCAUUGGCAUUUCCAUGCCCAUUGUCACCAUCAUCUACAUCUUAACCAACGUGGCCUAUUACACUGUGCUAGACAUGAGGGACAUCCUGGCCAGUGAUGCUGUUGCUGUGACUUUUGCAGACCAGAUUUUUGGAAUAUUCAACUGGACAAUUCCAGUGGCAGUUGCAUUAUCCUGCUUUGGUGGCCUCAAUGCCUCCAUUGUGGCUGCUUCUAGGCUUUUCUUUGUGGGCUCAAGAGAAGGCCAUCUCCCUGAUACCAUCUGCAUGAUUCAUGUUGAGCGGUUCACACCGGUACCUGCUCUGCUGUUCAAUGGUCUCAUGGCGCUGAUCUACUUGUGCGUGGAGGACAUCUUCCAGCUCAUCAACUACUACAGCUUCAGCUACUGGUUCUUCGUGGGGCUCUCUAUCGUGGGUCAGCUCUAUUUGCGCUGGAAGGAGCCUGACAGGCCUCGUCCUCUCAAGCUCAGCAUUUUCUUCCCCAUUGUCUUCUGCCUCUGCACCAUCUUCCUGGUGGCUGUUCCACUCUACAGUGAUACCAUCAACUCCCUUAUCGGCAUUGGCAUUGCCCUCUCAGGCUUGCCCUUUUAUUUCCUCAUCAUCAGAGUGCCAGAACACAAACGACCUCUUUGUCUCCGCAGGAUUGUGGCAUCCAUCACAUGGUACCUUCAGGUCCUGUGUAUGUCAGUUGCUGCAGAGAUGGAUUUGGAAGAUGGAGGAGAGAUGCUCAAGCAACAAGAUCCCAAGUCUAAUUAAACAUCACAAGGAAUCUUGAGAUGUGGAAAGCAGGGGCCUCUUUUAUCUCCUACCAGCCAGAGCCAAGAAGUUGAGAGGAAAGCUCACUUCAUUGGAGGCAGCUACUAGAAGCCUCCUAGGCAGCUUCACCAACCUCUGAACUUGCCUUUUGAGAAAUGGAGAGUAAUUUAUUUGUUUUGCUACAUAUUGUUCCAGGUUUCUUUUAAAGGGAUGAUAAAGCAGACUGUGAUGGGGAGCAUGCCAGGUGUGGGCUUGGUUGUUCUGGCAGCACGCUGCCAUGUAUUAAGAUAGUCACUCACCUCUGGGGUGCCUGCCCAUUCCUUUCUGUUGAAAGAUCUAAUAAUGCUCCAAAUUUCCAGUCUCCUUUAGAGACAUGAAACUGUCACAGGUACUGGGCAAUAAAAGGGUAUGAUCCUGA